AAAGAAGCAGAAAUCGGAAGCUGCUAGCAGAGCUAGGUUGUUGUUCUGGUGUGUGAGGCUCUGCAGUAAAAAUUUCUUCACUUCAGUCUCUGGGAGAGUUGAUCAGCUAAAGCGACUAACUGCUGCUGCUGCAGAAAUCUUCUCACCAGGCUGUGGAAACUUUCUUCUCCUCCUCAACAACUUGGUGGAGUUCUUACCAGAACCAGAGAAGAUAUUCUGCGGUCUUCGUGACAAUCGGAGCUCCAGAAUCAGCUGUUAGCUAAACACGGCUAAAGAGAACCUGCUACCACUUCAGGAUCAUCCAUCAGCUGGGACUGAUUCAUCGUGUGUUCUUCACCACCUGGACCCGGACAGCAUGGACACAGCUUUUCAACAGGUGGUGCUGGUUAAAGAAGAAGCUCUAGAAGAACAUAGCGCUGGUGUCAACCAGCAGGACAUAGAUUUUCUCCACAUGAAGGAGGAACAGGAGAAACUCUGGCCCAGUAUGGAAGGGGCACAUCUCAGUUUGAAGGAGGAGACUGUUGCUGCCAGGUUUCCAUUCUCUGUUGCUUCUAUAAAGAGUGAGGAUGAUGAAGAGAAGCCUCUGUUCUCACAGCUUCAUCAGAAGCAAAUAGAAGACAGAGAUGUUUCAACCAGCAGCUCAGCUGACCAGACGACAGCAGAAACUGGUGGACUAGAAACUAGCCGGAACCCAGAUCUGAACCCUCAUGAACUGACUAAUGAUUCUUCAGAGACUGACGUUGGAGAUGAUGAUGAUGCAACUCUAGACUCUGAGCUGUCAGACUCUGGGUCUGAAACUGGAGACCGAGACAAUGACUGGAAUGAGAACAGGUGUUCUGAGUCAGUUUUUAGGACUGUUAACAAAUCCUUUAGUCAUAGGACACUUUUAAACAGUCACAUGAGAGUCAACACAGGACAGAAGCUUUUUGCUUGUGAGCUCUGUGGAAAGAAAUUUUGCUUAAAAUCAACUUUAACCACACACAUGAGAGUACACACAGGACAGAAGCCUUUCGCCUGUGAGUUCUGUAGCAAAAGAUAUAGCCAAAAGACACAUUUAAACACACACAUGAGAGUACACACAGGACAGAAGCCUUUUGCUUGUGAGCUCUGUGGAAAGAAGUGUAGCUUAAAGUCAACUUUAAACAAACACAUGAGAGUCCACACAGGAGAGAAGCUAUUUGCUUGUGAGCUCUGUGGGAAUAGAUUUAGUGAAAAGGGAAGUUUAAACACACACAUGAGAGUCCACACAGGAGAGAAGCCAUUUGCUUGUGAUCUAUGUGGAAACACAUUUAGCAUAAGAUCACAUUUAAACAGACACAUGAGAGUCCACACAGGACAGAAGCCUUUCACUUGUGAGUUCUGUAGCAAAAGAUAUAGCCAAAAAACAAAUUUAAACAUCCACAUGAGAGUCCACACAGGACAGAAGCCCUUUGCUUGUGAGCUCUGUGGGAAUAGAUUUAGUGAAAAGAGAAGUUUAAACAAACACAUGAGUGUCCACACAGGACAGAAGCCUUUUGCUUGUGAGCUCUGUGGGAAUAGAUUUAGUGAAAAGGGAAGUUUAAACAAACACAUUAGAGUCCACACAGGAGGGAAGCCCUUUGCUUGUGAGCUCUGUGGGAAUAGAUUUAGUGAAAAGGGAAGUUUAAACACACACAUGAGAGUCCACACAGGAGAUAAGCCUUUUGCUUGUGAGUUCUGUGGGAGUAGAUUUAGUGUAAAGGGAAGUUUAAACAAACACAUGAGAGUCCACACAGGAGAGAAGCCCUUUGCUUGUGAGUUCUGUGGAAAAAGAUUUAGCGAAAAGACAAAUUUAAACACACACAUGAGAGUCCACACAGGAGAUAAGCCUUUUGCUUGUGAGCUCUGUGGGAAUAGAUUUAGUGUAAAGGGAAAUUUAAACGCACACAUGAGAGUCCACACAGGACAGAAGCCUUUUGCCUGUGAGUUCUGUGGAAAAAGAUUUAGCGAAAAGACAAAUUUAAACACACACAUGAGAAUCCACACAGGAGAUAAGCCUUUUGCUUGUGAGCUCUGUGGGAAUAGAUUUAGUGUAAAGGGAAAUUUAAACGCACACAUGGGAGUCCAUAAAUGACAGAAGCCUUUGCUUGUGAGCUCUGUGGAUGAAGAUUUAGCCGAAAGGAAACUUUAAACAAUCAUCUAAGCAUCCACUAGGGCUGAACGAUCUAUUGCAGGGGUCUCCAACCUUUUUUGGCCCGUGAGCUUUUUUUUACACAAUGAAAGUACACCAGAGUUACUGCCAUAUGAUUUAUUAACAUUGCUACUUUCCAUGUGUUAAUGUGCUUAUGUUAAACAUGCUAUACUUACUAUAUUAACAAGCAUUGUAUUCACAAGUUGUUGUACAUCAACAUUUUUUUAUAAGUAAACUAGUGACAUUCUGAAAACCAAAUUAAACAAAACAUAUUUAGAGUUUUUAAACAAAUCAAAUACUUCCAGAUAAUGAAUAACAAAUCUACUUCAUGUGAAUGAUUCUGUAAUUUUUUUAGAGGUUGGUAACAACUUUUUAAGCACAGAGAAACAGCUAACCUGUAAAGCUGAUGAUAUAUAAAAUACAAGCUAAAUGUGAUGAAGACACAAAAGUCUAAAAGAGUUUGAAUUGAAAUAAAAAAUGUAAAAUCAGAAAUAAGACUUGUUCCUGCUCUCCUGAUUUACCGAAUAAUUUUCAUGGGGUUUUUUUUUUUUUUGGUCAUGAAAGUUAAAUUUUGCUGUGUUUAUUGCUGACAAUAUGAAGGUUGGAGGUUUAUCCCUUUUUUCUGCAUCUUGUGGGGUUUUUUCUCCGCAGGUCUGAAAACGAAUUAAAAACAACUUUUUCAUGAUGCCUUCCGUUAACCUAUCCUUGCAUCUGUGCUCUACUAGGUCUUACUGUACUGUGUUAAAUUUAUUCAAAUUGUAUUUUUAAGUAUACCUAUUCUGUGCUGUUUUAUCUUUGUUCUAUAUUUUAAAGUAAAUAACUGUACUUUAUAUGCUUUUAUUUUUGUGUACUAUGUUCUGUGUCAGUAUUCUUUGAUUUGAUUUUACACAACAUUGAUAGAUUUUUAUCUGUAUGUAGGUGCUAGCAGUCAGAGGAGAAUGGGCCGACUGAUCAGGGUUUUUCCUGGCUCAAACUGAGGCAGAGGUGGUACCAUCCUGACCAUGCACCAGCACAUGCGUACUCUGCGCAUUCAACUGCCUCACUGUUUUAAAGGCCAAAUAUUUUUUCUUUUAAGUGUUCUAAUCUAAGCUUCUGUUGAUUAAUAGAAUAUUACAUUUGACAAUGUUUCAAGUGAAACAAAACUGGUUUGCUGCUAAAAAAUAUGAAAUAAAACAACAAAAUUUUCCGGCUGAAAUAACAGACUCUUAUUAUGAAAGGCUCAAUAAUAUGCAUUAGAUUGGUGUUUAGUUCCUUUUUCCAUCUGAUAUUUAUAGUAAAAAUAUCUUUAUAUAUUUGACCUACAUUUCAGUAACAUGUUAGGUUUGUAUUAACACUCAUCUUAGUCCACAUGACACAUAAAUAUAUCCAGUAAAAUAUAAUGCAUUUCAUUAACAUGCAUUUGUAUUGUAAAUGGUGAUAACAUUUAAUUUCUGCUCCUAACAAUGUAUCGGUGGCAUGUAGAGCUGAGGAAAAUAAUCAAAUAAUCGAUGCAUCGGGAUGCGGACAUAAACGAUUCUGCAUCGUAGAAAAGUACGCCAUAAUCGAUUAUAGUGGAAUGUAGUUUUUUUUUUUUUUUUUUUUUUUAAUGGCGGCACCAGCGCAGCAUCCAAAUCUGUCAGAGUGAGUGUCCUCCACAUUUACCAAGUGGUUCCGCCUUAAUGUGGUACUGCAGGGCUGAGCGCUGGAGUUGUAACCUGAGACCAAACCGGAACCGAAUCAGCCCGACCGGUUCUGUUGGAUUUGGGCCGUGAAUUAUGUUAACUGAGCGGGUUGUCGUGCUGCGCGCUCCGCUCGCUCGAUCAGCGACAGAGAGAGAGAGAGAGAGAGAGAGAGAGAGACUUUACGCUCACAUAAGAGAGAGGAUCGGAGGAAGCUCCUCCAAACUGAUGCUCCAAACACGCGUUAUUUUCAUAAUUUAAUUAUUAUUUCUCCUGGAAGCGCUCAGUCAGACUGCUUGUUGUAAUGUAGGGAGAUCCGGUCUUGGGGAGGGGGCGGGGUCAAUGACGGCGGCUGCAGCGUGAUCGUCUGUCUCUUUUAUUUAGGAACACGGAGAAGUUAAAAGGAGAGAGAAAUAGAAGAUAGAAGUUCUUGUUCCACUUUAUUAUUUUGUUUCAUGAUGAUAAACUGAUGUUAAAUUCAGCUUAAAGAGAAGCUGGGAGGAAGCUUUGGUUCAUUUUAAGUUACAGGAGGUCUUGUUUCCUAUCUGCUCCUCCAGAGACAGCAUGGACAUGAGGGUUACAAGGUGAGGGUCACACAGGACAGGUUAGUGGAAAGGUUUGUAGUUAGCUGGUUAGUGAAAGAGAUCCAUCAGCUGGGUAAUUUAAUCCUAAUCCAGCCCACAGCCUUCUGCUGGUGUUAUUAUCAGGAAGAAUAAAACACACAUCUUAAAUAUUAUUGGAAGUGUAGAAUUUGUUUAUGUUUUAUUAUUUUCUGCAUCAAACAGAACUUGAUUCAUCCUCCAACAUUUCAGAAAUGAACCACUGGGUUCAAAUAAAAUUAAGUCAAACAUUUCAUUUGGUGUUAUUUCUGACACCCUUCAACUACAGCAUAAAUAUUUGACUCUAAAACUGCUCAGAGACAAUAAACACUCAUAUAUGAACCCAUUAUGUAUUUUAUUAUUACAUUAUGUGUCCUGUAGGUUUUCAGUACUUUUUUAGAUUUUGUGAGUUUUUGCAAAGCGUGUUUUUCUCAGCCUGAGGCAUGGUGUUGAACGAGGAAACAGAUUGUUUUACUUUGUUAAAUCUUCUUAAAUGUUUAAAAUGUUUUGUCCUAACCUGUUGUGAAUGGAGAGCUUUUGAGGGAUGGCAGGUUGUGUCAAUUACGUUUUUGAUUAAAAAAAAUAAAAAGCAAUUAUCAGACUUCUUCUAUUUAUCGAUGAAAACAAAUCAAUAUGAAAUAAUCGUGAUGCAUUGUGAUGCAUCGGGAUAUCGAAUCGAAUUGAAUCGUUGACCCAAUAAUCGUAAUCGAAUCGAAUCGGGAGACAAGUGAAGAUUCACACCUCUAGUGGCAUGUCUAUUAUGCAAGAGUUGGCAAUAAUCCAGUUUAUGUUUAACGAUAGAAGCAUUUGUGAAUUAUACACUACAACGGUUUGCCUUAGACUUGGAGCAGUAAUGUGGCUCGUAUCUGCAGCGAUUCUGAUCCGUAGCGCUGCAGGAUGCAGAAUAAACAGGAUGGUGGGGACUUUUGAUCCGCUUGUAGAGUUUAGUCUUUCUUAGUUUUAUGAUCAUCAUCAUAUAUUUUUCUGUGCGCCACUUGAUUGCGAGACUGCUACCCGUUAGCUUUAGCAUUAGCCAAUCUACGUGUAGCUGCACUUUUGAUCUCAAACUUUGGACCGGUUCUGCCUUUGUGCCUUUGCUGGUUCCUUUAUUUUCCUCCACAGCAUCCAGAUGACCACACUGUGCACCAGUAAAAAGCUGGACCGGUUCUGCCAUUGUGCCUUUGCUGGUUCCUUUAUUUUCCUCCACUGCAUCCAGAUGACCACACUGUGCACCAGUAAAAAGCAUUUUCUUAUACGUAACUUACCUUUGUUCAGUAAAGUUCUGAGGAAAAUAGUAAUUCAAAGAUGUUGCACCAGUGCUACAUUUAAAAAUAGACAGACACACACAGACAGUUACAGCCCUGCUCCGAUAUGGAAUAGCCUGGGGGAAAAUCAGGACAUCAAUAGCACCAACCAUAGAUAUGUAACUAGCGAGAAAAGCAAUUUUUGCUCUUUUUCUGCAGCGGUUUCAGCACUUUUCGGUGCACCGCUGCUGAUGCAUUGCCUCUGUAGUGGCACAACGCUGCAACUGCAGUUACAAUAACAACUAUAUAGCUGGGGGCAGAGUGAAAUCAGGCUGGGGCGGCACAAAAAUAGCUGGAAGCGGCCACCACGCAAAUUUGAAUGCAGGAAAAACCCUGCUGAUUCUAGCUGAUGGAAGACCAACUUUGAAAUAACCACUCGUUACAACCGAGAAAUGCAGCAAAGCAUUUGUGAAGCCACAACACGCACAACCUUGAGGCGGAUGGGCUACAACCACAGGUACCACUCUUCUCCACUACUAAUAGGAGAACAAUUUGCACCAGCUCACCAAAAUUGGACAGUUGAAGACUGGAAAAAUGUUGCCUGGUCUGAUGAGUCUCAAUUUCUGUUGAUACAUUGAAAUGGUAGAGUCAGAAUUUGGAGUAAACAGAAUUAGAACAUGCCAUAUUACUACUGUGCAGGCUGGUGGUGGUGGUGUAAUGGUGUGGGGGACGUUUUCUUGGCAUACUUUUGGCCCCUUAGUGCCAAUUGGGCAUGGUUUAAAUGCCACGGGCUACCUGAGCAUUGUUUCUGACCAUGUCCAUCCCUUCAUGACCACCAUGUGCCCAUCCUCUGAUGGCUACUUCCUGCAGGAUUUCUAAAGAUGCUUUCAGCACCUUGUUGAAUCAAUGCAGAAUUAAGGCAGUUCUGAAGGUGAAAGGGGGUCAAGUAAGUAAGUAAAAGUUUAUUUAUAUAGCGCCUUUCACAGAUAUAAAUCACAAAGCGCUGUACAACAUGUUAAAGAUCAGGGCAAAUACCUCUAACCAAUAAAAACAUCCAAAAAACAAUAGCAGUGAUAAAGUAGAAAAUUAAAUCAUGAGUUUAAACAAAGUGAAGGUGUGAACCCAAACAAAGCCAUCUUUUUGAAACAUUUAGGGAGGGAACGCCUGGAUGAAAAGGUGAGUUUUUAGAUGAUUUUUAAAGACCUCUACAGUGUUAGAGAGACAGAGAUUUGAAGGUAGACUGUUCCAAAGUCUGGGUGCAAUAUUCUGAAAGGCCCUGUCCCCUUUGGUUUUCAGUCUGGUUCGAGGAACAGCCGGGAGGUUUUCAGAUGUGGAUAUAAGGUUCCGAGAGGUGAUGUGUGGGGAUAAAAGCUCAGAUAGGUAGCUUGGAGCCUGGUUGUUAAGAGCUCUAUAGGUCAGGACUAAAACUUCAAACUGAAUUCUAUAUUCUACCGGGAGCCAGUGGAGGGACUGUAAAACUGGGGUGAUGUGAGCUCGUCUGCUGGAUUUGGUUAGGAGUCUGGCUGCUGCAUUUUGGAUGGCUUGAAGGCGUGAGAGGGAGGUUUUGCUGAGACCAGUAAAAAGAGCGUUACAGUAGUCUAAGCAUGAUGACACAAAGGCAUGGAUGAUUUUUUCCAGAUCUGCAGUAGAAACCAGUUUACGGACUUUUGAAAUGUUUCUCAGUUGAAAGAAACAAGAGCGGGAGAUGGUUUUGACGUGUGAGUCUAAACUUAAAGCUGGAUCAAAAAUAACUCCUAGGUUUCUAAUG
This is a messenger RNA of Nothobranchius furzeri (turquoise killifish), 7418 nucleotides long. RefSeq names its product zinc finger protein 235. Lineage: Eukaryota; Metazoa; Chordata; Actinopteri; Cyprinodontiformes; Nothobranchiidae. Gene Ontology annotation, biological process: regulation of DNA-templated transcription. Gene Ontology annotation, molecular function: RNA polymerase II cis-regulatory region sequence-specific DNA binding; DNA-binding transcription factor activity, RNA polymerase II-specific. The record is from RefSeq and is a predicted model, not a curated record.